GUUGAUCGGCGGUGGAUUUAUUGACAGCUUCCCAAAUCCCACAGAACAGUUUUUGAAAUCAGUCGUGAAAUCUCGCAAGUCGUGUGUGUACAUUAAAUAAUAAGAUUUCAGUAAAAACGAAGCAUUGUUCAAUAAAUCCACAUUUCGGAGCCUGCGUUUGAGCGACAAGAGGCAAAAGUCAAACCAGAACACCGCACGGAAGGAAACAUCGAAACAGAAAACGAGGAAUCUGAGACGACGUUCCAUUUCUAGACGUUUCUUGUCAAGUGGAAGCGAGAAUCUUUGGAGCCUAGUCGUCGUACACGCGAGCAACCAAGUCGUACUACUCGGAACUUACGUUUUGACAAAUCGUGCCUAAUAUUCGAUUGGCAGUUUUAUUUCUUGCCUGUGUUUAAUUUGUUUAUCGUAUGUCCAUCCAGAAUUUGCAAAAAUUUGACCCCUUUGCUGAUGCAAUUAAGGGUGCUGAUGACACUGUUCAGGACGGUCUUGUGCACAUAAGAAUCCAGCAGCGAAAUGGUCGAAAAACACUAACUACUGUGCAAGGCCUUUCUUCGGAAUAUGACCUGAAAAAAAUAGUGCGAGCAUGUAAAAAGGAAUUUGCGUGCAAUGGCACUGUAAUUGAGCAUCCCGAAUACGGCGAAGUAUUGCAGCUUCAAGGUGAUCAACGUGAAAAUAUUUGUCAGUGGCUAACAAAAUCUGGACUUGCGAAGCCAGAUCAACUGAAAGUACAUGGUUUUUAAGCAAGACGAACAACUUAGCGCGUAUGAUCGAACAAUUAAUAAUUUUCUUGAAAUACUGUAAAGAAGUGAAUUUAUUCAUCAUCCAUCCCAAGAAUAUCGAGAAAUCUUUAAUAAAUCACCAGCGAUUAAAAAUUUACGAUAAAUAAAAUACAAUACAUAAUGAAUUAAUAGUUUUUUGUAUUAUAAUGAAAAAUACCUAAAUGAGAAAUAAUUUCCGUUCAAUAUAUUUUCCAUAUUCACAUAAACGAGAAAGAGACAGAGAAAUAUACAAGAAGUGAAACACCAAAAUUUCAUUGAGCGGAGAUUGUAGUUUAAUGAAAAAACCGACAAAAUAUAUGAUAGAGUAUAUUUAGGAUUUCAAUUUGUUAUUUUUUCUUGUUUCAGUAAUUGCUUUCCAUUGCUUUGUUCUCUUCUGUAAUUUAACUUAAAUCGAGUUUGUCGUGCUAGUAAAACGUUGAUAUACCUCCUUGAUGCAUUAAUGAGCAUAAGUAAUCUCCAAAAUUUUGAUAUCCUCUCAAUAGUUGCGAAUAUGUGCAGAACAGCAACAACCUCCACAAUAUUCGAGGGUUGAACUUACACAUCUGGUGCUAGUAGACACGGUAGCUAGCUUGCGUGAUAACUCAAGAGGUGCAACUCUGUUGAUACUUUGUGUUCGUGUUGAUAACAAAAGACGAGCCGUCUCCACUCGUUUACGAUGGAAUUGUAACUAAACUAAAAGAAAAAUCGCGAAAUAAUCAUUUGUCCUUGGAAAGUCACAUCUUCCAUCAAUGUGUUUCGAAAUCAGUUUGUCAUUGCUAUCGUUUGCAGAAGAGGAUGAUUACCUUAGCUCAGUAACGCAUGAUAGUCCGCAAUGUUGUUUUGAAUAUAUGAAAUUCACUGAGAAAUGAUUGAUAGUCGUAACUUAUAGAAAUUCAAAUGUGAAACUCCAUUUGAUGGGCUUAUCUAGAGUCAAUUGUUAUCGCCAGCACUAACAAUGUAUUUAGGAGGGAUUGAUGUAUUCAGAGAAGAUCGCUUGUUUUAAUGACAAAUAGUUUGGAUUCCAUAUAAUUGAAUUUUGUACUUCAACCUUAAUUUUUUUUUAUCUUUUUUUUAAUAACGAUAUUUUUGUAUACCCGUAAAAUGAUUGAAAAGAUGUCUAGCAUAAUUCUUGGACAAAUUAAAAUCGUAACAUUUAUUCACUCUGACAUUAUAAUUUGCAGUAAUAGAAAUGUGGCUCUCAAAAUAAAUGCUUAGCUACUAA
Molecule: messenger RNA, 1980 nt
Organism: Hermetia illucens (black soldier fly)
Lineage: Eukaryota; Metazoa; Arthropoda; Insecta; Diptera; Stratiomyidae
Gene: eIF1
Product: eukaryotic translation initiation factor eIF1
Exons: 3
Coding region: 408-740 (110 amino acids)
Biological process (GO): translational initiation
Cellular component (GO): eukaryotic 43S preinitiation complex
Molecular function (GO): ribosomal small subunit binding; RNA binding; translation initiation factor activity
Source: RefSeq, a predicted model, not a curated record